This is a messenger RNA of Humulus lupulus (European hop), 1784 nucleotides long. Its product is annotated as cytochrome P450 71D9-like. Lineage: Eukaryota; Viridiplantae; Streptophyta; Magnoliopsida; Rosales; Cannabaceae. The transcript has 2 exons. Bases 126 to 1661 code for a protein of 511 amino acids. The record is from RefSeq and is a predicted model, not a curated record. Gene Ontology annotation, molecular function: monooxygenase activity; heme binding; oxidoreductase activity, acting on paired donors, with incorporation or reduction of molecular oxygen.
GUAUAAUGAUAAUAAGGCUCUUCCACAUGGAAUUUGUUUUUAUUGGAAAAAGCAUAAACACAAUCCUCUUAUAACUCCACAACUCCAAAACUGUAAAAUCGUCAUUACCACUCUUCACUUUCUACAUGGAGCUCCAACUACCCUCUUUCCCAGUCCUCUUCUCUUUAGUUUUUGUGUUUAUGGUAAUAAACACUGUUUUAAAAAGACCUCAAACAAAAAACUCAUCUCCUAAACUACCUCCAGGACCAUGGAGACUACCAGUGGUGGGAAAUAUGCACCAGCUUAUAGGCUCUUUACCUCAUCAUUCCCUCACAGACUUAGCCAAAAAAUAUGGACCAUUCAUGUACCUCAAAGUUGGACAAGUUCCAACCAUAGUAGUUUCAUCACCAGACUAUGCUAAAGAGAUCUUGAGAACCCAUGAUGCCAUUUUUGCAAAUAGACCACGGACUCUCGCUUCACAGAUCUUGUUAUACGAUUGUACAGACAUCUUAUUUGCUCCACAAGGUGAGUACUGGAGACAACUUAGAAGGAUUUGUAUGCAAGAGCUUUUGAGCCCAGGAAGACUUCAAUCUUUUCAACCCAUUAGAGAAGAAGAGAUGAUUAAUAUGCUAGAAGUGAUAGCUUCAAAAGUUGGCUCAACUAUCAAUCUAACUCAAAUGGUCAAAACUUUGAUGUUCGGCAUCACAUCUCGAGUAGCCUUCGGCAAGAAAAGCAGUGACCAUGAAGAGUUCAUAUCAAUUGUGGAGGAGUUUUUGAAGUCUGCUGAUGGCUUUGAAUUUGCAGAGGUGUUUCCUUCUUUGAGUUUUCUUGAUUGGACCACUCGGCCUAAAUACGAGAGCCUCAAACUAAGGGCUUCGAGAAUAAUGGAAAAUAUCAUAAAGGAACAUAUUGAAGAGAAUGAAAAGUCGAUAGAGAAAAAUGGAAAAGUGGAAGACCUCGUUGAUGUUCUUUUGAAGUUUCAUAACAAUGGAGAUGUUGGCUUCACCACAACAACUGACAAUAUUAAAGCAGUAAUCUUUGAUAUCUUUAUAGCUGGGAGUGAAACAUCAGCUUUAACUGUGGACUGGGCUAUGGUAGAGAUGAUGAGACAUCCAAGGGUGAUGAAAAAGGCUCAAGAUGAGGUGAGGAAAGUCUUUGGCAAAAAAGGGUUAGUGAAUGAAACAUCAAUCAAUGAGAUGAAAUACUUAAAAUCAAUUGUUAAAGAAACUCUAAGGUUGCAUCCUCCUGCUCCUUUGUUACUUCCAAGGGAAAAUGGAGAAAAAUGUUGGAUUAAUGGUUAUGAGAUUCCAAUCAAAACCAAAGUAAUGAUAAAUGUUUGGGCGAUUGGAAGAGACCCUAGAUAUUGGAUUGAACCUGAGAGUUUUAUGCCAGAGAGAUUUAUUGAGAGCUCUGUUAACUUCAAGGGAAACAAUUUUGAGUUUAUACCAUUUGGUGGUGGAAGGAGAAUAUGUCCAGGCAUGUCAUAUGGUCUCAUCAAUGUUGAGCUUCUUCUGGCAUUGUUGCUGUACCACUUUGAUUGGAAACUACCUAAUGGAAUGAAACAUGAAGAUUUGAACAUGAUGGAGUUAUUUGGCCUUACAGUCAGUAGAAAAGAUGAUUUGAACUUGAUUCCUACCGCUUAUAUGUCAUUAAUCUCUAUAGCAAAAUCACAUAGAAUUUAGUUUGUUUUUUAUAGUUUAACAUUAGAGUUUGUUGAAUUUUUAUUUAAAGGUUAAAAUUUACAAAUAUUGUCCCUAUGUUAUCACAUCAUUAUAAUUAUUAGUAUCCAUCUAUAAAAGUAGUAA